Molecule: messenger RNA, 543 nt
Organism: Rangifer tarandus platyrhynchus (Svalbard reindeer)
Lineage: Eukaryota; Metazoa; Chordata; Mammalia; Artiodactyla; Cervidae
Source: the annotation of a GenBank genome assembly
AUGAGAGAGGGGGUGGUAGUGGAGAUGAUACUAGUGACAAAGGUAGUGAUAUUAGUGGAGGCGAUGAUGUUAACUGUGGAGAAACUGCCAGUGAUGAUGGUAGUGGAAGUGGAGGUCAUGGUUGAAAUGAUGAUGAAAUUGAUAAUAGUGGCAGAGGUGGAGUUGGUGGUUAUAGUGGAGAUGACGACUCCAUCCUCCCCCGGGCCGGGGAAGCCAGAGUACCUGCCCCGAGAGGGGGCGGAAAGCGUCCGUCGGGGCCGGGCCCCUGCCCCACCCUGGCCCCCUACCUCUGGCCCUUCGCCCCCUCGCCGCCCGGCGCAUUUAGCGCGCGCCUCCCGAGCGGGGGACGGCUUGAUUGACCUUGGCAAGAGGCAGCCAAGCCCUCCAAGGCCCCAGCCCCUCGCGGCCGCCCCGGCGCCGCGGCUCCAGUUUCUUUUACCACCAGCUCGGUUUCUCGCCCAGCCGGGGCCCGGGGGAGGGGUGCUGAGAGGAGCCCCGUCCGACCCCCGGCAGCAGCGCUCCGCUGCCGGAGACGAGAUCUGA